This is a messenger RNA of Sitodiplosis mosellana (orange wheat blossom midge), 998 nucleotides long. Its product is annotated as NPC intracellular cholesterol transporter 1 homolog 1-like. The transcript is spliced from 5 exons. Lineage: Eukaryota; Metazoa; Arthropoda; Insecta; Diptera; Cecidomyiidae. The record is from RefSeq and is a predicted model, not a curated record. The coding region runs from base 230 to 646 and encodes 138 amino acids.
UUUCAAAAGUUGUCAUUCACAGCAAAACAGAGAUGGUCAUUGUGUAUGGUACGGCGUUUGUAAAACUACUGGCAGUUGGUUCAACAAAAAGUACCUUUACUGCAGCUACAACGGAACAGCCAAACGUUUAAAUAACGAUGGACUUGAAGAAUUAAAUCAAUACUGUUCGUACUUAACCCGAGGACGAAAACAUACUUUCACAUGCUGUGAUAAUGAACAGAUCGAUAUUAUGAAUGACGACAUAAAGUGGUUAAAGCGGUUUCUCAGCUCGAGCAAUUGUCCAGGAUGUUUUGAAAACUUUGCGCGGCCAAUAUGCGAAAUGACUUGCAGUCCAAAGCAAUCACAAUUUUUGAAGGUGCAAAAAGUGGAAGCAGCAGAUGCAGAUUAUCGGCCUUAUGUAAAGAGUAUGGAUUAUUCAAUAGCUCAUCAACACUUAAAAGCCACAUUCACAUCAUGCAAAAUGGUCACAUUCUUAUUCCGGCCUGUCUUGAAUUAUAUGUGCGGCGAUGCGAAAGGUGAAGACUGUACCCUGGAUAAAUGGAGAAAUUAUUUGAUCGAAUUCUCGAAAGAGUACCAUCCGUUCCAAAUAAACUACAUUACAGAGCCCAUAAAAAAUUACACUUCAAUCAAUGUACCUUGUUCUUAAGCCGUUAAUAUGGGUUUUUCGUAAUGAAAUGAUGUCAAUGAAAUUGGAUUGUUUUUUUUUUGCUAUUUCAAUUAUAUUUCUAGGCGUCGAAAGGAAAAUAUUUAUGAUUCGAUUACAAUGAACUCUGCUAAAAAUUGAAUACAGUGAUCAACGGCCGAUUUGUCAACUAAUUUUAUUACUUUCCAUAAGAAAAUGCUCCAAUUGAAUUUCAGUCAAUAUCCAAAUUGUCAAUUGUGAAUCCAACUUCAUAUUUUUGUUUUGUUUCAACAAAAUACAUAAGAGUCAUAAAAUAAAAUGCAUCAGAAUCGAGUAUUGAAAGAAACGUCAUGCGUACAUGGAUUUUGUAAUAAAU